This is a messenger RNA of Cuscuta campestris, 539 nucleotides long. Lineage: Eukaryota; Viridiplantae; Streptophyta; Magnoliopsida; Solanales; Convolvulaceae. The record is from the annotation of a GenBank genome assembly.
AAUUAAAUCAUAAUUUUAAAUUUUUUCAAAGUAUUUGAUUUUAAGUUUCAAAAAUAAUUUUCGCUUGUCAUACAUUUCAAAAUCCGUUCAAGGGUACGGUGGAGAAAAUCAAAUUUUUAACGCUUGUGGAAUGGCGCCCCCAGGGAGGACGAAGAUUCCGAAUAUAUUUUCCCCAAGAUUUCCCGUUGGCCAUGGCCUCAUCGUCCGCCGCCGCUCUUGAGGUUAUCGACGACGACGAUGAAUUUGACUGGGACGCAGCUGUGAGAGAGAUCGAUGUGGCUUGUGAAGCCAAUGGCGUCGCCCUUCCGGUCAAUGGGACAUUCGCUUCGUCUUCUGAUGGAGUUGCGACUUCGACUUCCAUCCCAAAUAGGAAAACGCUCAAAACCCCUAAUGGUGGUGGCCUUGCGUCUGGGAAGCAGUCGACUCUUGAUAUGUUUAUGGGAUUUCCGCCUAAGGCUAAGAAUGCCGAAACCGAACCCCACAAUCCAAACGGCGUUGGAGUCAGAAAAGAGGAGUUUGGUAAUGAGGGGGAUGACAGG